CUCGCACUGUAGAGUGCAGUCUUGUGUGUUCUUGGGGUUUCUGAGGAAAUAUGAACGAACAAAAGAAAAGGUAAGAGAGAGAAGACGAAAGUGAAAAAGCCCAAAUGCUUUUUGGGUGUUGAUUUGCUGCAAUAAAAGCUUAAAGCUUUAAAGCUUAAACCCCACUCCUCCAUAUUGUUUUUACUUUAUACUUUCAUCAGAUCUUUUUCAUAUUUCUAUACUGAAUGAACUCGGCUUAAACCGUUCAUCAAUAAUCAAGUAGUCUGCGAAGUCUGAAUAAUUUGGUUGUGUAUAAUGAGCAACACAACCACUAGUGGUUCUGGUAGUAGAAGUACUAUGAAGACAUUUGAGUUUGGAAGGACCCAUGUGGUCAGGCCUAAAGGACAACACCAGGCUACCAUAGUUUGGCUGCACGGUCUUGGUGACAAGGGCUCAAGCUGGUCCCAGCUCCUGGAAACCCUUCCUCUUCCAAAUAUUAAAUGGAUUUGCCCAACUGCUCCAACAAGACCAGUAGCAAUAUUUGGUGGAUUUCCAUGCACUGCUUGGUUUGAUGUGGGAGAUAUUUCAGAAGAUGGUCCUGAUGACUUGGAGGGCCUGGAUGCUUCAGCUGCACAUGUUGCCAAUCUUUUGUCAACAGAACCUGCUGAUAUCAAACUUGGUGUUGGUGGCUUCAGCAUGGGUGCUGCGACUGCCCUCUACUCAGCCACAUGCCGUGUUAUAGGACAAUAUGGAAACGGAAAUUUGUAUCCUGUCAACCUAAAUGCAGUUGUUGGUCUAAGUGGCUGGCUUCCAUGCGCAAGGACUUUGAGGAGCCGCAUGGAAGGAUCACAUGAAGCUGCAAGGCAUGCAGCAUCCUUGCCUGUUCUGGUCUGUCACGGUUUAGGUGAUGAUGUGGUUGCAUACAAGCACGGAGAGAAAUCAGCACAGACCUUAAAUUCAGCUGGAUUUCGAAAUCUUACAUUUAAAGCAUACAAUGGGCUGGGUCACUACACAGUCCCUGAAGAGACAGAUGAAGUCUGUAAUUGGCUAACCGCAAGGUUGAGGCUGGAGGGUUCAUAUUCAUAAAGGUAAAAAAGUUGGUGAGAAACAUGAAGAUGCCAAAGUAACAAACUAGGGUUAGACAAGGCACUCAUGAGUAGAUGCUUGGUAUGGGGGGUUAUAGGGUAUAAUGCGGCGUUCAAUUUAUUAUUGUUCCUCGCUGUUAUCAGUCUUCCUAAAUAAACUGAUUUUGUAAUUUUCCCUUUUGUUUUCAUUUUAUUCCCUUUGGUUUGUCUUUUAGUACGAGUUACUUGUGGUUGGAUAUUGGGCAACUCUCCUUGCAAUUUUCGCUAUGGGAAUAGGAGGAUAGUGAAGAAGGGUAAGCUUGGAUCAAAUUCUGUGGUUCCUUGAUUAAGGAAAUUUUAUGAAUUACUAUUAGUCAAGAAUAGUUAUUUGUAAGGAUGAUGCCUGACGUCGGAUGCAUUACCUGAUGCAUAAUAAAAUGUGGAUAUGGGCUUGCUUCA
Messenger RNA from Hevea brasiliensis (rubber tree), 1502 nucleotides. RefSeq lists its product as uncharacterized. Gene Ontology annotation, molecular function: hydrolase activity. The coding region runs from base 295 to 1065 and encodes 256 amino acids. The record is from RefSeq and is a predicted model, not a curated record. The transcript is spliced from 10 exons. NCBI's taxonomy places the organism in Eukaryota, Viridiplantae, Streptophyta, Magnoliopsida, Malpighiales, Euphorbiaceae.